AUGUUCAAAAAAGAUUUCCAACCCGGAUCACGAUCAAAAGUCAAGUCCUCCGUACAACGAGGCCUCCGCUCCAAACUCAUCGAGACCUACCCUGGCUUUGAGCCGUACAUUGAUGAAAUAAUGCCCAAGAAGGCUUCCCUGGAAGCCGUGAAACUGCCGGAUCGAACUACCCUAUACACAAUCGACUCAACCCCUCUCUUCUACCAACCCUUCGACGGCCCUCCAAUCCCUCACCUCAAACUAAUCCAUUCCUUUCCCGAUGCCGUGCCCAAAAUCCAGAUUGAUCGUGGCGCAAUACGAUUUGUGCUUUCAGGAGCCGCUCUGAUGGCGCCGGGUUUGACAUCGGCGGGUGGUCGGUUACCAGAUAAAGAGCAUGCGUUGGCGGCGGGGGACGUUGUUGCUGUGAGCGCGGAAGGGAAGGAGGAGGUUUGUCUUGUAGGACCGUUGAAGAUGGGGACGGAGGAGAUGAAGGAAAAGGGAAAGGGGGUGGUUAUGGAUGCGGGACAUUAUUUGGGGGAUGGGCUUUGGAAGUUGAGCUUGGAUUAG
Messenger RNA from Talaromyces marneffei, 546 nucleotides. RefSeq lists its product as uncharacterized. The record is from RefSeq and is a predicted model, not a curated record. Bases 1 to 546 code for a protein of 181 amino acids. NCBI's taxonomy places the organism in Eukaryota, Fungi, Ascomycota, Eurotiomycetes, Eurotiales, Trichocomaceae. Gene Ontology annotation, biological process: formation of translation preinitiation complex. Gene Ontology annotation, molecular function: RNA binding. The transcript is spliced from 3 exons.